Messenger RNA from Phytophthora nicotianae INRA-310, 2586 nucleotides. RefSeq lists its product as hypothetical. Gene Ontology annotation, biological process: transmembrane transport. The transcript has 2 exons. Gene Ontology annotation, molecular function: ABC-type transporter activity; ATP binding; ATP hydrolysis activity. NCBI's taxonomy places the organism in Eukaryota, Oomycota, Peronosporomycetes, Peronosporales, Peronosporaceae. Bases 16 to 2586 code for a protein of 856 amino acids. Gene Ontology annotation, cellular component: membrane. The record is from RefSeq and is a predicted model, not a curated record.
GUUUAACACUGCACCAUGACUGCAACUGCUGGUGGUAAGCCACUCGCCCCAGCGAUCGGGUACGACGAUGGCAAAACUCUGAUGGCUCGAGGACCAUUGGCACUACACGAGCAUGUGGCUUCACGCUUGGAGACAUCGUUGGGCAAGGCUCUGCCUCAGAUGGAGGUGCGUUUCAAGGACGUAUCCAUCUCAGCGGACAUCGUGGUCAAGGACGCGAGUGACCUGGAGGUUCAGCUACCCACACUGCCGAACGAGAUGAUGAAGACUCUUCAUGGUUUGGUCGCCAAGAAACACACAGUGACCAAGCGUAUCUUGAGAGGUGUGAGUGGCGUACUGAAACCAGGAACCAUCACGCUUGUUCUGGGUCAGCCUGGGUCGGGCAAGUCGUCGUUGAUGAAGCUACUCAGUGGACGCUUCCCGAAGGACAAGAGCGUCUCGGUCGAAGGGGAGGUGACAUACAAUGGCACGUCGGCGGACGAGUUACACAAGCGACUGCCCCAGUUGGUGUCGUAUGUACCACAACGUGACAAACACUACCCCGAACUGACUGUGAAGGAGACGCUGGCGUUCGCCCAUGCUGCGUGUGGUGGGGAACUGUCCGAACAUGAUGCGAGUCACUUGGUGAACGGAACUCCGGACGAGAACGCCGAGGCGUUGAAGGCAGCUCAGGCACUAGUCAAACACUACCCGGACGUUGUGAUCCAGCAGCUUGGACUGGAGAACUGCCAGAAUACAAUUGUGGGCGACGCCAUGCUGCGUGGUGUGUCGGGUGGAGAGCGUAAGCGCGUGACGACAGGUGAGAUGGCGUUCGGGAACAAGUACGUGAUGAUGAUGGAUGAGAUCAGCACGGGACUGGACAGCGCCGCCACGUUCGAUAUCAUCACGACGCAGCGCAGUCUGGCCAAGAAGUUCCGCAAGACUGUAGUGAUCUCUCUGCUGCAGCCGUCGCCCGAGGUGUUCGCUCUCUUCGACGACGUGAUGAUUCUGAACGCUGGUCACCUCAUGUACCAUGGAACAUGCAACGAAGCUUUGGGUUACUUCGAAAACCUUGGCUUCAAGUGUCCUCCGUCUCGAGAUGUGGCAGAUUUCUUACUGGAUCUUGGUACCAACAAACAGUACCAGUACGAAGUGAAACUCGACGGUGGAGUCAUCCCCCGUACUCCCAGUGAAUUCGCCGAUGCGUUCAAACGCUCGACAAUUUACGGUCAAACGCUAAGUGACCUGGAAGACCCAGUAGCACCAAGUCUUGUUGAGGAUAUGAAGACGCAUAUGGUGACUCAUCCAGAGUUCUCACAGAGUUUCUGGGCCAGUACUUUACUACUGAUGAAACGAGAGAUCAUGAUCACAAGGCGGGAAAUGUCGGCCAUGGUUGGGCGUAUGAUCAUGAGUACUGUCAUCGCCUUACUGUGUUCAAGUGUCUACUACCAGUUCGACACGUCAGACGCACAAUUGGCCAUGGGUAUCAUUUUUGAGUCCAUUUUAAACCUAUCGGUAGGUCAGGCUGCUCAGAUCCCGACGGUGAUGGCUGCGCGUGAGGUUUUCUACAAGCAACGAGGUGCCAACUUCUUCCGGACAGCGUCCAACGGAGACAAGACGGACUUCGUGGAGAUCUUCAAAGCCAGCGCCCACUUCGAGCGUCUCCAGUCGAGUCUAGACCAAGAAGGUGUGACUCGACCGUCACCGUCUUUGCCUGCACUGGAGUUCAGCGACAAACGCGCAGCAUCGGAGCUCACCCAAGCGAAGUUCCUGUUGAAACGCUUCUGUGGUCUCUACUGGCGAACGGCUUCGUUCAACUUGACACGGUUCGCUAUCUCGCUUGGAAUGGGUAUAGCGUAUGGGAUCACGUACGUUCGUACCGAGUAUGAGACGUAUUCCGGAGUGAAUUCCGGUUUGGGAAUGAUCUACAUGAUCACGAGUUUCAUCGGUCUCAUCGCAUUCAACGGAUUGAUCCCGAUAGCUUACGAAGAACGCGCUGUAUUUUACCGCGAACGGGCAGCUCAAACCUACAAUGCCUUUUGGUAUUUUUUCGGACUCGGAGUCAUGGAGAUCCCGUACGCUGCCGCCUCAGUACUGUUGUUCCUGAUCCCGUUCUUCCCAACAGUGGGGUUUUCAGGUAUCGGAGCUUUUCUUACUUCGUGGUUGGUGUUGGUGCUUCAAGUGCUGCAUCAAGCGUUUAUGGCUGAACUUCUCGUCUUUCUGUUGCCGAACUUGGAAGUGGCGGAGAUCGUCGGUGUGCUGCUAAAUCUUCUCGGAUACCUGUUCUCAGGUUUCAGUCCACCAGCUUCUGCACUGCCAUCGGCGACUGUGUGGUUGUAUGAUAUCACCCCGAUGAAGUACAGCACCGCAGCGUUCUCAGCUGUCGUGUUUGGAGACUGCAGCAGUGACGGAGAUCUGGGAUGCACACGGAUGACAAAUGUGCCACCAUCACUUCCCGAGAACCUCACUGUGAAGGAGUACUUGGAGACGAAUUUCCUGAUGAAACACAGCGAGAUUUGGAGAAACUGCGGCUUCUUACUGCUCUUUGUCGUCAUCUUCGGCAUAUUCACACUACUCGCGAUGCGCUUCCUGAACUAUCAGAAAAAGUAG